AUGGCCUUGCCUCCCAGGAUUAGCGUCCGCUCUCUUUACAGUUAUAACCAGGGUCCCGCAAAGCGCGCUAAAAGCGUUACCACAGCAAAAUCGGUUAGUUACGAGGACGAGUCGUGCAUUGGGUGCUCCUAUAUUCUUCUGAAAGUCCAAAAACUUGAAAAAGAGCUGGCUGCUUUAAAGGAACUCGUGCAAGCGAACGAUGGUAGGCAAAACGCGGUUACCAGCGCUAGAGUCAGCAAGACAAAGGGGAAGAACAAAACUCCAAAAAAGCCAAAGAACAAGGUUUGUGGAAAAUCUCAGUGCAAGGACGCCGAUACUAAUGUCGAUGGGCAAAUAGCAACCGAGUCUGCUGUUUCUACGGAAGACAACCGAAGCGAACCGUCAAGUUCUGUCACCCAUUCCGCGUGUUCAGUAGUACCCUCGGUUGGAAGUGAGGAAACAAGCUCGUGGCAAGAUGGGAUGGGUAGGCACCACAACAGGAGUAUAAAACCCCAGAAGGCUCCGGUGGAUCUCCUGAGACCUUCAGCUGACAAGGCCGUCGCAAACAGAACAAAUGAACCCCUGGAUCGUCAGCUCUGCGUAGUCGUUCAGGGCCUAUCGGAGUCGAAUGCUCCUACCCCGAAGGAGAGGAUUUCCGCUGACCUCAAUAUGCUUCAACACCUUCUGAACAAAAUGCUUAAUUCGAAUGAAAGGGUAACUAUUCACGCAGCCUUCAGGAUCGGAAAGAAGGUGAGCGAACAAUCGGAAACUGUGCGGCCACGACCUCUGAAAAUCGUUUUGGGCAGUAAAGAGGAGGCUAGCUUACUUCUGUCCAGGAAAAGCUGCCUCCGAAACACUCACAUAGGAGUUUUUUUCAACCGAACUAUUCUCCAGCGGAACGUCUGAAACGCCGCGAAUUAGUGACGGAGCUGAAGAGGAGACUUGCAGCAGGAGAGAGCAACUUUGCUAUUUUCAGGGGACGAGUGAUACAGAGGAAUGCGAUGUUGCUUUGGAACCAGCCAGUCAUCAUGAUGGCGGCAGCAACAUAAUAUUGUCAAGUCCGAGACGGAUCGAACAAAGCACUGUCGAAUGUUGCGAACUUAAGUUCUUUUACACCAAUGCUCAGAGUCUGUUUUCCAAGCUUGAUGAACUGAGAAUACAGGUAGCCGAUACUCCUCCAGAUGUUAUAGCACUAACAGAAACGUGGCUGUCAGAGAACGUGGGUGAUUGCGAGGUAGCACUAACAGGAUACCAAUUGUUUAGGAGAGAUAGGAGGGGCCGCCGGGGUGGAGGAGUUGCCAUGUAUGUAAAGUGUAACUUAACAGUGUGUGAGAGGACGGACAAAACUGCUAACGAUACAGAGGCAAUUUGGCUAACUAUAAAGGCACGGCGGUCUCAGUCCCUCGAAGUCGUAACUAUCUACCGGCCCCUCAGGCGGAUCCCGACUCAGACACUUGUCUACUGGAAAGCAUAAAGGAGAUCGCCAGUCGACCAGACGUUGUUCUCAUGGGGGAUUUUAAUGCACCCUGCAUUCAAUGCAGCGAUAUGCAUGCGAAGUGCUCGAAGAAUGCCUUCGAUUACCAUCUACUAAAGAUAACCCUAGAGGCUCUUCUCACGCAACGUGUCCUAUCUCCAACUAGAGCACGUGGAGGGCAACAGGCUAGUUGUCUGGACCUCGUCUUCACCAAAGAUCCUGACAGUAUAGACGAGGUGUACUACCUACCCCCGCUCGGUCGAAGUGAUCAUGCAGUACUUUUAUGGGAGUACGAGCUGUAUUCUGAACCGUAUAAAAAAGAGGAUACGAGGCCGAAUAUAUGGAAAGGGGACUUUUGCCAAAUGAGAGCUGAGGCAUCACAAAUAGACUGGGAUGUUCUCUUCUCCGGAAACGUUAACAAGGACUGGAAAUUAUUUAAGGGUUGGUUACUGCAUCUAAUGAAGAGCCACUGUCCCGUAUCAAAGCCUAGGACAUCCAACCGCCCUCAGUGGUUAACACGAGAACUAAAAAAGGAUAUCAAUAUGAAAGGAAGAUUGUGGAUGAAAUUUCGGGAAAACAACAACAUUGCAGCGUUUGCGGAAUAUAAAGUUCAAAGAAAUAAGGUGAAAUGCCUGAUUUUCAAGAGGCCGCGGGAUUUUGGGAGUAAUUUGCUUCAUCGAGCCGUUAAAAAUCCGAAAUUGCUCUAAAGCUAUUUGCGGAAGAGCACACGUAACAGGCAUCCCAUUCCUGUCAUGAGGAAUGAUGACGGUUUUGAGAUAUCGGACAGUAAAAAUAAAGCUGAGCAUUUUUCUCAAUAUUUCCAAUCCGUUUUCACAGGAGAAGCAGACUUUAUUCCAACUAGUUCCGCGAACAUGGGAGAUCCCACUAUCGAAGAUAUGGUGUUUCGAGAAUCAACGAUUUUGGAAGAACUAACAAGCUUGAAGGAAUGUAAAUCUCCCGGGCCGGACGAGAUCCCAGCAAAGCUGCUUCUCGAGCUUGCCCGAGAGCUGGCCAAACCACUAUCCUUUCUGUGCCAGGAAUCGUUCGAUGCUGGAAUCCUUCCCACAGACUGGAAGACGGCCCACAUUACACCCCUUUACAAAAGCGGUAGUCGUGCUCUUGCAACGAACUACAGACCCGUCAGUCUGACGUCAAUCUGCUGCAAAGUGAUGGAGAAAACCAUCAAAAAGGAGUUGAUGGCUUAUCUGGAAAGUCACAAUCUCUUGUCCAAUGCACAAUAUGGUUUCCGUGGGGGAAGAUCAUGUGUAACGAACUUGCUAUAUACAAUGCAAAUUUGGACAAGAGCACUGGACGCAAAACACACUGUGCACGUGGCCUAUAUUGAUUUCCGGAAGGCGUUCGACAGUGUCCCGCACCAACGUCUCCUGCACAAGUUGAGAAUAAUGGGCAUUGGUGGCAAACUUCUCAAGUGGAUCGAGAACUUCCUCGUCGGCCGUUCUUAAACUGUCUGCGUAGAAAGACAGCAAUCAAGGCGCACAGUCAUAGAGAGUGUAGUCCCACAAGGCUCGGUGCUCGGACCAACCCUCUUUCUCUUGUUCAUCAAUGAUUGUGUAGAUGGGUUGGACUGUGAUAAUGCCAUGUUUGCGGAUGACAUAAAAAUCUGGAAAGUCAUCCAGAAUGCUGCCGAUGAGACCAACUUCCAAGAAAAUCUUUGUCGAUUGGACGAGUGGUCCCGUAGAUGGCUCUUGUCCUUCAAUUUGACCAAAUGUACCAUACUGCGCCUCGGAAAUCAGACCCCUAGUAGGCGGCAAUACCAUCUGAACGGAAUACCACUUCGAGAAGCAGAAAUGCAGAAAGAUCUCGGAGUCUGUGUUGCAGACAGCCUUAAGCCUUCUACGCAAUGUUGUAAGGCGGCCAAGGCCGCAACUUCAAUGUUAUAUGCCAUCAAGCGUGCAUUUGCAGUUUUCGAUGAAGACUGCUUCUCCAAAGUCUUCGGCUCGUUUGUAAGGCCGCACCUUGAAUAUGCAAUUCAGGCCUGGAGACCGUGGACGCAUCAGGAUUACAAUCUGCUCGAAAGGGUGCAGAGGCGAGCCACAAAAUUAGUAAGAGGUCAAAGUGCACUUCCAUACGAGAUCCGCUAACUAACCUUAAUCUCUAUCCUCUGAGUUAUAGGCAGUUGCGCGGAGACUUGAUACAAACUUUCCGUAUCGUGCGCGGCUUGGAUUGUGCCCUUCGGCGCGAUGACUUUUUCCAACUCGCCACAACAACUAACCUCCGGGGACAUCCGUUCAAGUUACGUGUGCCCCAGGGUAGAUUGAAUGUGAGAAAAUAUUUCUUCUCCAACCGUGUCGUGCAACCGUGGAAUAAUAUGCCCGAGACGGUUGUCAUGUCUCAAUCUGUGGCGACAUUUAAAUGUAGGCUUGACAGACAUAUGCUACAGCACCAAGCGGACUAUGUGACUUUAUAGCCAUGAGACCAGUGUCAUAUGUGAAUCAAUGCCUGCAUACCCUUACUGCUGUACUUUCUUCACAUUCUGCUAAUUUAUCGAAUUUUUAUGUACAAAUAGGGAGUUCGAAGGCGUAAGCCUAUUUCCCUCAAAUACACUGACUGACUGACUGACGGUUCUGUAAAACAGUUUCGGUAUGAAUACAGAAUUUGGUCCGAAAGGUCUCUGGUGAUGCCAGUCACUUGAAUACUACCGGAACAUAGCAUUAAAAACAAUCACAUUUAUGAAGAACAGCAUCAUUGAUAAGCAUAGUACGGAUAGUGAUAUUCUUUCUUUCCUCCCUUUAUCGCUUCUAUCAGCUAGGUCACCUGACAUUAAGUAUCCCUUAAGGAGCUAAUAAUAACAUCCCUUUCGAUCAAACCCUGCAUAUUAGUUGUACGUAAGUCUCUAUUAAGGCGAGUUUAGCCUAGAAGAGAGAGUUUGGAUUCAGAGACGAAGCUGAUGCCCAUGUUUCAGUCACUAAAACAAUGUCUGGACAAUGGACGAACAGUGGACAAUGUGACGAGAGCUACGUCGCCCUCUAUUCUUAAAACCCUCGUUGUGAGUUAUAGGUAUCCAACAUAGCGUGUUUGCACUUAAUCGUUUAGCUCGUUUUUGUCCCAUUUUGAUAGCAAACAGCAUUCUUCGGGAUGGAAUGUUGAUAGUUCAUCGUCCCCAAUCAACAACGAAUUAAGACUUGCUGGCACGCUUUUUUACAGGAAGGAGAGAACGGCGUUCGUCAGAAUAUUAGAUCAUUGUUUUUGAAUAGAUACUACUCGUUUAUGCCCGGCUGUGCAGGCCCGGCCCAGAGUUCCGGAGCUCUGACCAUGGGUCGAGAAGAAUUGAAUUGAGCUCCACCGAGGGGGUCCAAGCUUCAUCGUGGCAGUAAGAUUACGAACGCUUGCAUUUCGUAUACCAUAAAGGGUUCUCUGGGAUUGCAUUAAUUUAUCAAAAUGCAGCUUAAACUUACAGGUAGCGGAAUUCAUCAAUGGGAGGUAAAGUCCUUUUCCAGAGGGAGAUCAGUACAAAAUCUCCCCCGAAGCAGUGAGUGACUUAGCUUUCAGAGAUCCCUUACGAGCAUAUUUCUGUUUUCGACUAAUUUCCCACCUCCUUUCAGGCGAAAGGAUGAUUAUGGGGACAUCGCCGAAAUAGGUUUUAAUAUGAAUCCGAUAUAAACAGACUCAGCCUUCGAUGACGUCUUCCCCCAGCCGCAAUGAAAGACGGAGCUAUGGUUUAUAUCGUGAUCCACGAAAACGAACGGUAGCUUACUCGCACAGUCCCCAAUAGGAGCGCACGCGAUUUCCCUUACCAUUUUGGAGGGUAACAAUCUGCAAGACCAUGACUCAUAGCAAGAAUAAAAAAUCGUGACAAAGCGAGUUUUUGAGGAUCUUGUUCGCUUUAAAUUUAUUCCCUUAUGAAAACACUAAAUAUGACGAAAUUUAAGCACAAAUGAAAGGGAAGAUAGACGACUCGAUUUUAAUCGCUGUCGCCGGAUUAAAAUCUGUCGACUUAUGCGACUAGCGGCGCUCCAUAAAUACAGCUAAGAAUUAGAUGUAGAAAAACCCGGACGCACAAGCUUCGGCUUUCCGAUUUUUGCCGUUCGCUUUUUCAAUCAGAACUCCCAUGGCCCUAGCAUGACCUGCUCAGUGUAAUGUAAGAAAAUUAGUAGAGGUUAUAUGUCGGUUACCUCUAGUAAACUCUUACCAAACUAACAAGUGGCCACCUUGCUUUUUUAAGUCAGCCCUCGAUCUAGCCAGGAACAUCGUAUAGGUUAUGCCCUAACAAAUGAACAGUUAACCAGACAUACCUCAUAAAUACCAGUAUGCCCUUCACUGAUUAACUUGCACAGGCGUCACUGAGAAGUGCGGAGCAUUUCCAAAUUAAAAACUACUUAGCUCAAAGCAUAAUUUCUAACAUUCUAUUGCCUUGUUUGUCUUAAUUUUUCGUUAAGAAGACUGACAGUGCCCAAGAGGUGCCAUAAUAAUAAUCAUAUUCUAAUAUUAUGCAUUUGAACACGGCGUUCCCUUAAAACAAAUUCCUUAUUCAAGCAAUCCUGACUAAUGUAAAACCUCGAGAUAAUAAAGCGAAGACGUGAUCGAAAUUAUGGUAUUUAUUCUAAGCGGAAUAACAGAACUCAAUUAAUGAUGAAGCAAAGCAUCCUAUUAUGUUAUGGCACGUAGCAUGUAUUGCUCAUAAGCAGUCCGCCUUUUAAGGAUACAACCUCUUUUGAGGAAAACAGCUCAUUUCAGUACGCAAUGCACAAAUGUCUAUCUAAAAAUGGCAAGAAAAUCGGCGAGCUAUGACAUUACAACAGUUACAACUUCCGCCAGCAUUCUUCUACCAAACGGUCCAUCGAGAACUUUCACGUAUUUUGAAAAAAAAUGCAGCCUAUUUCUGGCUGUUUUCCUAUAGGUCUUGCUCAUUUUCAAAAUUCACUGACUGCAAAAUACAGUAAUGGACUACCUAAUUUAUCCAAAUCAAUAAGAACAAGGUCGGUGUAUUGCGGUCUUUUGAAUUCCGCACUCGCAUCAAUAUUUCGCGGGGCAAGUUAUAAAUCUUUUCUGUUAGAGAAGUUUCUGUCGUCUCCCUUUGCCCGAAGACAGUGAAAAUCCAAGUAAGUAAUUCACCUGUCCACAAGCUUCUGCUCUUUAACCACAUUUUGCGUACACAUUUAUGGAUUCCCUGCCAACCUCUUUCACAUUCCAAUGAAUGAGCACUCUAAGACACCGGUAGAUUUAUUACGAAUGCCAAACUAUGUCUUUAGAAUUUGCACUCAUAUACGGUUCAUUGUCUUCAGGCGUACUGACUUUUAAUAAGAGUUUUUAAAAUGUUCCUUCUCCCGCCGUUAGGUCUCUAUGCAACGAUCUGUGUUUUACUAUCAGAGUAUUAAAACGACUUAUUAGGCCUAAUGGAGGCCGUUUUCUGGACGCAUGGGCCUAAUGAUCAAUUGACUCGUAUGGUGAACGCAGAUGAAUUUCUUUUGUGAGCUCUCUAACCUGCGCUGUCAAAUGAUGAUAAAAGUGCUCGAUGGAUUAGAUGCUUAUUCACGUCACUGACGAGGGCUUGGCAAAACAGACCGCUAAGAUUUUUACAGGGCCGGCUGACCCCUGUUACUUUUCCUAAUCGAUGGCUGUCACGUCCCUACUUUCUGACAAGCGAACCUUCUAUUAAUUGCUAAAAUUACUGGGUCAACAGUUCGUCCAUCGAGUCUGAAGUGGAUCACUACUAACUGGAGGUAGCUAGAGUUCGCCUGUAGAUUUGUCUAACGUUAAGAAAACUCGAACUUCAUCGCACAUGUCCGUUUUGCCAUGGGUCAGCAGGGCUGUGGAUGAGAUUGGACAGGAGGCUGAACAGACUGUUUGUCCUCCUUUACGUGUGUCACACGCGCACUAGUUGUUUACAUACUCGUAUCUAGGCAUUGUUGUAGAAUACAUACAGCAAGAUGAAACUUUGUCGCCUGAAUGUCGAUCUGAGAUCAAUUGCCAACUUUAGAAGCCGCGUAUUUUGUAUUACCGUGGUGUCUUUCAUGACGUCAGAGGUAAACGCUAUGCAGUGUCGGUUCACAAUGCCAUAUGAACAGAAAUAUAACAAGUAUACUGUCAAAGAGACUUCGCGCCCUUUAUUUAGGUUUGACAGGAGUCGGCGUUCGUUUCACUCUAUGAACUAGCGGGACUUUUCCCGGACAGUCGACCCCUCGCCUAACGCAAGCACAGUUACAUAUCGGGUGGUCUGAUGAUAUUCACUGUCGGACCAUGUAAACAAACUUAAGGUUUGCUAUUGAUUCUAACUCCUCUUCCUUUUUACUACGUGGUCAGCAAUUCAGUUAAGCAUUAAGGGGUCUUUCUGAGAAAAUAUCGAGAGAUGUUUUUGUUCAGGCACUCUAAUCAAAACAAAGUCUUUUUGUUGUCGCGUUUGCAAUUUUGCUCAGAUAGUCCGCAAGAAGCGUUUUUCUCCGGGGAGAAACCAGUUCCUUCAUACGAGUUGGCAGUUUCCGGGGUCUGCGAAUCUCCCCAGAUGCAUUGGUUGACCUGUUUUGAACUCGAAAAGAAAGUCAAAGAUAAUUAUCUUCUUCUCUCUGGCAAAAACAGGAGACGCUCGCAGUUGUGGGACAGAUAGUUUUCACUUUGCUGUAUCUUGAAAUAUGAAUGAAAGAGCGGGCCAACGAAACAGGUGGAGCUCUGAUUUACGGUGCUCACUGGUGACCAGAAAACCAGAUGGUCGAGUCGGUUCAUUCAUUCGGUCCGGUAGAAGUUGAACUAUUCGUAUAGAUAUCAGAAGAACGUUUUUCUAAACGGUGUGUAGUCUGCCAUACUGAAAUCUUAAACGCCGCUCACGAAUACCCACUUCUAUCCUGGAGGGAAAAGGCCUCGACCACCAGAAAAAGAGCUGCAUUCUAUCAGCUGACAACAAUUGCUACUUAUCACAUUCUUAUUUCUUAUACCUACGUACAUUCACAAUAGUUAAUCAGAAAUGCUGCAUCCAAUAGCAACUAGCCUAAACAAUAGGUAAAGUGUGAACAGAAAAAUAUGAAGUAUUUGCAAGGCAAAACGUCACAGUGGAGGGUUCCGCCUCGUUGAUUGCCUAUCUGACACACUUUUUUGCAAUUUCAGCAUCAUUUAGGGAAGCGAUCAUGUGAAAAACUACUUUCAUAAAUGGUCUUCUAUCCAAUAUCAAUGAACAGUAGUUAAAUUGAAGAGACGGCACUUUUAUAUUUUUUAUGGCAGAUGGAAGGCUCAGGAUGGAAUCGUCCCGACCGCCCCAGCAGAUGCACAUUCAAUCCGAGUGA
This is a messenger RNA of Spirometra erinaceieuropaei, 8685 nucleotides long. The record is from the annotation of a GenBank genome assembly. NCBI's taxonomy places the organism in Eukaryota, Metazoa, Platyhelminthes, Cestoda, Diphyllobothriidea, Diphyllobothriidae.